AUCUAAAAUGUUUCGUUUAGUUUCACGAAUACCGUUGAGAGCUGGAGUGAGAGAACGGGGAGCUCCGUCACGGUCAAGGCUUGGCCGACGCGCUCUGAGUUCUGAACCAAUCCCUAAUUCUUCAGCUGCUAGUGCUGGGACGAUUGGAAGUGUGGACAUAAUCUACACAGAGGAACAUAUGGAAAUGAGGAAAGCGCUCAAAAAGCUGAUAGACAAGGAGAUUAACCCUUAUGUAGACCAGUGGGAAGCAGAGAAACAGUUUCCUGCACAUCAGGUUAUGAAGAAACUUGGAGAAGCCGGUUUUCUUGGGAUUGGGCGGCCUACAGAGUUUGGUGGCCUAGGGUUGGAUUACACGUAUUGUGUAGCCUUUGCAGAGGAGCUUGGGAGUAUCCGCUGUGGAGGCAUCCCUAUGGCUGUGGGUGUUCAAACUGACAUGGCAACCCCUGCUCUUGCCAGAUUUGGAUCAGACGAGUUAAAGAGGAAGUUUUUAGCUCCUACCAUAGCCGGUGAUAUGGUAGUGUGUCUUGGAGUGAGUGAGCCAGGAGCAGGAUCAGAUGUAGCGAAUAUUCAGACGAAAGCUGAGAAGAAGGGUGAUGAUUAUGUAAUCAAUGGUAAUAAGGUAUGGAUCACCAAUGGCCAUCAAGCAGAUUGGAUAUGUCUCCUGGCCAACACUGGUGAAGGCCCUGCACACAAGAAUAAAUCACUCCUAUGUGUGCCUCUUGAUGCUCCAGGUGUUACUAGAGGAAGAAGAAUCGACAAGUUGGGCAUGCAUUGCUCAGACACAGCUGAGCUGUUCUUUGAAGAUGUCCAUGUCCCCCAGAGUUAUUUGAUUGGUCAAGAGGGGGCAGGCUUCUUGUAUCAGAUGCUGCAGUUCCAGGAGGAAAGGUUGUUUGCAGGAGCUGGUGUUCUUGUUCCCCUGGACUUGAUGAUAGCAGAUACCAUUGAAUACACAAGAGGUAGGAAGAUCUUUGGCAAGUCAGUGCUUGACAACCAAGUGGUUCACUUCAGACUGGCUGAGCUACAGACAGAAGUAGAGCUGCUCAGAUCACUUCUAUACAGAGCAACAGCUCUAUAUGUCCAGGGUCAGGAUGCCACCAGACUUGCAUCAAUGGUCAAGCUCAAAGCUGGACGUCUGGCUCGUGAGGUCAGUGAUGCUUGCUUGCAAUUCUAUGGAGGAAUGGGCUUCACUUCUGACAUGCCUAUCUCCAGAUACUACAGAGAUACAAGGUUACUCUCAAUAGGAGGUGGUGCUGAUGAAGUAAUGCUCUCCAUCAUCUGUAAACUCACAGGAACUCUUCCCAAAUAAAUGCAAGACUCACAUCUAUAGGUGGAGGAGCAGAUGAAGUGAUGCUAUCCAUCAUUUGUAAACUGAUGAACACACUGCCUUCUAGAUCCAAGUAAACCUCUCACAUGGAUGUUAUCUGUGUUACUUCUUCAAAGCUAUCUAAAUCAAACCAAGAUUCACAUGAUGCUUACAAUGAUUGAUGUUUGGUUAGUGCCUUCAAACACGUUGUUUUGUAGUUGAUGAUGGAAUAUAAUAACAACUUGAAUCAAUCAAGAUGAGUUUAAUUGAAGGUGCUCUAUAUCAAUAACUAUCUAUCAUUUAUGUACAUUGCAUACCUCUAUCACAUUUUACAUCUACAGGUACUCUUUUCUAGAUUUGCAGUGGGAAACAGGUACAGGUACAUGGUUUGCGUAUGCUGUACAUUGACAAAGAAAUUCUUUAAUGAUGAUUAGGAAUCCUAAUGAUCAGACAAUGCUAACAUUCCUUUGAAAAAAAUGAUAUUUGCCAUGCAGAGUGGUUUGUUAUGUCUAAUCUCUGUAAUUUCAAAUAUUUUGAUAUCUUCUCAUCAUUAUGUGCUAGUCUAGAAGUAUUGAAAAAGUGGAUUUGGGCUAAUUCAGAUUCCAUGCAAUGUGUACCGUACAGCAUUUAUGUGUGAUAUAAUAUUUCCUUUUCCUUCAUCAAAAAAUUGAAUUUCCUGAGUUGAACGUUGACUAAUUCAGUGAUCUUUCUGGCUUCACUUACAUAGUCAUAUCAAGAUACCUUUCAUCUUUUUUUUUUUUUGGGGGGGGGGGAUGAAAUAAAUGGAAAGAAGAAAUCUGUUGUAUAGGGCAUUUUGCAUGGAAUUUCUCAUUUAUAGAUAAACCUAUAAAUGUAGAUUUAAGGCCUUAAAAUAGAGUUCUUGGGUGAAUUUAUCCUGCCAGCAAUUUGCCAAUUGUGAAUAUCUGAUAAACCUGUUCUUUAUCUUAUAGCAGUAGUAAUGUGGGUUUUUCUUAGAUUUGAAUAGUCACAGCUGGCGCAAAGUGAUUAUAAUAAAUUUCUCAGGGAGUGUCAGAUUAGUGAAUGACCAACGUGGAGAUAGUAGUAGAAAUAGGGAAUAUUGAAGAUUUGUAAUCUGUUAUAAAUAAAAUGUUGCUUUUCUCAGCAGGAAAUACAUUGUAAAGAAUGCAUUUGAAAUCAUGAUCUUAGUAUUCUUAUUAUUCUUCCACUUUUGCAGGAGGGAAAUGACUAAGUUGAUCAAUACUAAUCUAUACAUUGAUCCUAACUGUAAUUGUACUCCAUGUUAGACAUUUAAAUGUUUUAAAUUGUAAAUACGUGUAUGAAAAAAAAUAUGGCGAUAUUCUACUGGUCUGGAAGGAAAAAAUUGGUACUUUAGAACAAGCAUGUACCAAUCACAUCAAAUAGCAAAAGGAGAAAAAGAAGAACAAAAAGCAAGAAGAAAUAUGCCAUGGUCAUUGUGGUGCACUCCUUUUUGAGGAAUAAGAGAAAAGUAAUUAAAAUAAAGUAAUACAAUUGAUUUGAAUUAAGAGAGAAUAACAAAGGCAACAAAUAAUUUAUAAUAUAUGGUAGAGCUAGAGCAUCAUUGAAUACAUUUGUCAUAUUCAGUAUGAAGCUUUCAUGAAUUUGAACAAUUUUUAAUUCAGUGAGUUGAAACUUCAUGUUUAGUGAUGCAUUCUCAUCUGAUAUUUGAAAUGUUGAAUAGAGAAUAAGGCUUACGUUAAUAUUGCUUUGAUAUAUGCUGAUGAAAGUUGGUAACUUGUCAAAUCAAAGUUGACUUGUUCCUUUGAUAGUGGAUUAUUUGAUUCAUUCAUUGUUUUCAGCAGGAGAGAUAUGGUUUAUAUUUAGCUUGUUGGUGGUGUUUUUUGGAAUUCUUAUAGGAACAUUGGCGAUAUGAAGAAAGAACAACAUGCAUUUAUUUUAUUGCAUGUAUAUUGAUGGAUGUUGAUUAAUAUUUAUGGUAAUUUAUCUAAAAAUUGUAUUUUUAUAUGAUGAAAGUGGGGUGUAUGUAUAAUAAUUGUACUCAUAUUAAAUAUCAUCUGUAUGCAAUAUGAGUGAAAAUGAAGAGGAUUUAUUUUAUGUGCAAGGUUACAUUGAAAGUAAUAAAGUGAAAUUAUAAAUAUAAA
This is a messenger RNA of Strongylocentrotus purpuratus (purple sea urchin), 3405 nucleotides long. Its product is annotated as probable acyl-CoA dehydrogenase 6. Gene Ontology annotation, biological process: fatty acid beta-oxidation using acyl-CoA dehydrogenase. Gene Ontology annotation, molecular function: flavin adenine dinucleotide binding; acyl-CoA dehydrogenase activity. The transcript has 10 exons. The record is from RefSeq and is a predicted model, not a curated record. Bases 8 to 1306 code for a protein of 432 amino acids. Lineage: Eukaryota; Metazoa; Echinodermata; Echinoidea; Camarodonta; Strongylocentrotidae.